Chelmon rostratus (copperband butterflyfish) is the source of this 2680-nucleotide messenger RNA. It is a transcript of the gene mbd3b, whose product is annotated as methyl-CpG binding domain protein 3b. The record is from RefSeq and is a predicted model, not a curated record. Lineage: Eukaryota; Metazoa; Chordata; Actinopteri; Chaetodontiformes; Chaetodontidae. The transcript has 7 exons. Bases 669 to 1325 code for a protein of 218 amino acids. Gene Ontology annotation, molecular function: DNA binding.
CAGGGCAACAAGGCCGGCUCCUCUCACAAGUGUUCGGAUAAGAAGGAGCCUGUCCAGGAUAGUAGCAGCGGCAGCUCCCGCCGGGAGGGGCCUUUGAUGAAUAAAACUCAGUGUCUUCUUCAGAUAAUACUCUUUAUUUCCCACUGAAGUGAAUCAACAACGCCAGAUUUGUUUUCAUUUAGCAGAGGAGAAGAACAAGAUGAGGAACAGAGGCAAGAGAGGGGGGAGGCGGGUCGGUUGUAUAGUCUGUGGUAGGCUAACUGUACAAUCAUACUAGUGUUAACUGUGGUGUGUGAUGUAAGAAACAUUUGCAUGAGUUGCUAGCACGAGUCCACCCACAGGUGUUCCUUUCGUUGGUCAUCGCUCAGGCUAGAAGAUGUUGUCGCUCCCACAAGUGGAGUCACAAUGUUUCCAUCCUGAAACAUUUGGUCAAAUGUUAGCAUCGCCAUGUUUACAUUGUGUUCACUGGUUCUCAGAGGUCAGUGUUAAGGCUGUGUAUACACUGUUCAGUAUGUCUCCUGUGCAGUUAUGACACUAAAAUGUGUGCAGCUUGUAAUGGAUAACAGGGCUUCGGUGGAGUGUUCAUCAAAGAUUGCAUCCAUUUCACAAAUCCAUCUGGGAAGAAGUUUCGGAGCAAGCCUCAGCUGGCCCGUUACCUUGGUAACCAGAUGGACCUCAGUUCCUUUGAUUUCCGCACAGGGAAGAUGCUGAUGAGCAAGCUGAACAAGAACCGCCAGAGACUGCGCUAUGAUAACAACAACCAGAACAAGGGCAAACCUGACUUGAACACAUCGCUCCCAGUCAGACAGACGGCCUCCAUCUUUAAGCAGCCUGUUACCAAGGUUACCAACCACCCAAACAACAAAGUGAAGACAGAUCCCCAGAAAGCCGUCGAUCAGCCCAGACAGCUAUUUUGGGAGAAGAAACUCAGUGGUCUUAAUGCUUAUGACAUUGCAGAGGAGCUGGUGAAAACAAUGGAGCUGCCUAAAGGCCUGCAAGGUGUUGGUCCAGGCUGCACAGAUAAGACUCUCUUGUCGGCGAUUGCCAGCGCUCUGCACACCAGCGCCGCUCCCAUCACCGGCCAGCUGUCUGCGGCUGUGGAGAAGAACCCAGGAGUGUGGCUCAACACGGCUCAGCCGCUGUGCAAGGCCUUCAUAGUGACCGAUGAGGACAUCAGGAAACAGGAGGAGCUGGUGUACAGUGUGAGGAAAAGGCUGGAGGAGGCGCUGAUGGCUGAUAUGUUGGCCCACGUCGAGGAGGCUGCCAAUGAAGGAGAGGCUCUGAAGGAGGAGGGCAACGGCAGUGAGGAUAUGGAGAGCGUAUAGCACAGGGUUUUGUGACAUCCGGAUGGGUUUGUUCAACACCUGCACACACACGACCAUGAACAGUAGGAGCCCUACAACAGUCCAGCCCUGAUGAACUGUCCCCUUGUAUCUGCAUCCAACCUAAACCUCAACCUGACUUUAACCAGCCCUGUUCAACCUAAAGAACCGUGUUCCCCUCGGGGACACUUGGGAGUCUCAAAUGCGUCUAUUCAUCGUUAACUCCACCGGAUGGGACUCCUCGACCUCCGCACCAAUUAAAUCACUCGACGUAUUUCUGAGCUCAGUUGAUUUUUCACUCGGACAUUUUAAAAUAUUUAAAAAAGAAAAGAAAUGACAUCAAAUGAACUUGCAAAUAUUAAGAAUAACUUAUCUACAGUUUGUCAAACUCAGUGUUCAAUGAUAGUCGUAUUUUUUACUGAAAGGCUUUGAAUGGGUGUGUGUUUUUUGUGACAAUCAUGUCAAAUCCAAACAUUUUCACAUUCAGCGAAAGGUCGAUAUGGGUGCUUUUGUUUUCGGGCCGAUUGGAGAUGAAUGUUUUGUAUUCCUGACAUGUCUCUUUCUGGAAUUUUAUGAUGCACUCCAUGAGUAGUCUGACACGAAACACACAGACCGUCUUUUCAAACGGAACCUGCGCAGAGCUGAGCUAGUUUAAACCGGCCUCGGUGCUGACCUGUAGGCGGCUGGCGUUACUAAUGCAGGUGGUGUGGUUAGAGUCCUGUGUACAUCCAGAGUAAAGUAAGGAAAUAUUGUCUGUCGUGUCCGGUGUGUUAUCCUGUGAGUCAGUAUUGACCAAAGAGGAGACAUGUCAUUUAGAAGAGGGUGGAGGUUGACUCGCGUGUAACUUAAAGUCUGCUUUGUGUUUUAUCGUAGUAGCGAUUUUAUUGGCUCUGCUGUUGUACAAGUACACAUGAGGAAAGUGAAAGGUACACACGAUGGGGCCGAGCACUAUGGGAAAGAAAUGACUUGAAACCUCUUUCUAUUGUUACUGUUUUUAACUCUGAUCAUCAUCAUCAUCAUCAUCAUAGGUGCUUACUGACGUGAAACGUUGCUGUUUAGUGCCAAGGCUUUGUCACAGCUUCGGUCCACCUUUUUUUUUUUUUUUUUUUUUUGUAUGUGUCAAUGUUACCACACACAUGCUGCCUCCUCGUACACCCACGCACAAAAUUGGUGACACAGCAAAUUACAGUUAAGAUUUAGUUUUAAUGACUUUUCAUUUAUUUUGUAUUCUUUUUUUGUUUGUCAAGGUUUGAUGGUGAAUAAUGUAUGCAGCCCAAAUCAUGAAAUUCCCUUCUGAAUAUCAGCAGGCUGAUUGCUGAAAUGAAUUUGAUUGUAUUACUUAUUAAAAAUGAGUCGGU